AUGGUGGCCCUGACGGCCCCGUACGUGGCCGGGUUCCUGGGCUUCAGGGAGGCUCCGUUCCUGCUGGAGGCUCUGCAGCGGCUGGAGUUCAGCCAGCCUUCACUCAUGCCUCAGGUCUGCCCCCCAAACCCCGUUAACCCGGGAAAUCUGCAGCUUUACUGUGUUUACAGGGAAAACAGGAUGUCUCGGGCGUUCUUCAUCAUGCUGCCGUUCCAGUGA
This is a messenger RNA of Menidia menidia (Atlantic silverside), 219 nucleotides long. The record is from the annotation of a GenBank genome assembly. Lineage: Eukaryota; Metazoa; Chordata; Actinopteri; Atheriniformes; Atherinopsidae.